AUGCCCGGAAGUCUGGUGCAGGAGGAGAAGCGCCUGGACGUUGCGGCGGAGCCCCAGGAGAAGGCCGGAGAGAGCGAGGCGGAGGAGUCUGGGGGCGAAUGCGCGGGCGAAGCAGCAGCAGCAGCAGCAGGGGGGGAGGGGGCAGCAGCAGCAGCAAAGAAGAAGAAGAAAAAGAAGAAGAAAAGCGCAGCAGCAGCAGCAGCAGCAGCAGCAGCAGCAGCAAAAACCCUAGGGUUUGAGCCUGCACAAGAUAACAGCGCGCUGCGCUGCUUAGGCAGCUGGCCCGAACGCAAACCCUCGCAGCAAACGGUGCCUCCCACGAAGACGAUGCAGCAGCUGUUUCCCGCGGGGGAAUUCCCCAAAGGGGAAGUGCAGCUUUACGCGUCGCCGCCCAACGACGCAGAAGCGAGAGAAGCCGAAAGAUUUGACUCUGUCAAUUUGGAGGCUUUGCGAGAAGCUGCGGAGUGCCACAGACAAGUGCGGCGAUAUGCCCAGAGUUUGGUGAAGCCGGGGAUAUCUUUGACUUAUCUUUGUGAAGAAAUUGAAAAAAAAACAGAAACCCUAAUUGCUGCCAAAGGCCUCGAAAGGGGCAAAGGGUUUCCCACGGGGUGCUCUUUGAACGAAUGCGCGGCGCACUACACUCCAAACCCUGGAGAAGACAGAAUCCUCGGAAAAGGCAGGGGUUUGGGGUUUGGGGUUUGGGGUUUAGGCGACAUAUGCAAGCUGGACUUCGGAGUCCAAGUCAGUGGAAGGAUUAUUGACUGCGCCUUCUCCAUUGCAUUUGACCCCAAGUUCGACCCCUUAAUCCAAGCCACGCAGGAAGCGACGAACGUGGGCCUGCGGGCCGCAGGCGUGGACGCGAGGCUUUCCGAAAUCGGGGGUUUAAUUGAAGAAACAAUUUCUUCUUUUGAAUUUAUAAAUGAAAACCAAACCCUCAAAAUAAAACCCGUCAAAAACCUCACCGGCCACUCCAUUGCGCCCUACAGGAUCCACGCAGGCAAGUCCGUGCCAAUUGUGAAGGCCCCCGCGCACAGCGUCUCGUUUUUGAACAUCAUGGAAGAGGGAGAAGUUUACGCAAUUGAAACUUUUGCUUCGACGGGAAAGGGUUUUGUUUCUGAAGAAGGAGAUUGUUCUCAUUUCAUGAAAAGAUUCGACGCGGGUUUUGUUCCUUUGCGACUCAAAACCACCAAAGAACUCCUCAAACUCAUCGACGACAACUUCGGGACGCUGGCGUUUUGCCGGCGGUGGCUGUCGAGUUUGGGAGCAGCAAACCACCAAAUGGCGCUGCAGCAACUCGUGAAAGCAAAUAUAAUAAUUCCUUAUCCGCCGUUGUCAGAUGUGUUUGGGGCUUUCACUUCGCAAAUGGAACACACAGUGUUUUUGGGCAGCAGCAGCAAAGAAGUGCUUUCCCGCGGCCCCGAUUUCUGA
This is a messenger RNA of Eimeria necatrix, 1428 nucleotides long. RefSeq names its product methionine aminopeptidase, type II, putative. Gene Ontology annotation, molecular function: metalloaminopeptidase activity. Gene Ontology annotation, biological process: proteolysis. The record is from RefSeq and is a predicted model, not a curated record. NCBI's taxonomy places the organism in Eukaryota, Apicomplexa, Conoidasida, Eucoccidiorida, Eimeriidae. The coding region runs from base 1 to 1428 and encodes 475 amino acids. The transcript has 8 exons.